Messenger RNA from Sander lucioperca (pikeperch), 1803 nucleotides. It is a transcript of the gene atoh1c, whose product is annotated as atonal bHLH transcription factor 1c. Bases 492 to 1085 code for a protein of 197 amino acids. The transcript has a single exon. The record is from RefSeq and is a predicted model, not a curated record. Gene Ontology annotation, molecular function: protein dimerization activity. NCBI's taxonomy places the organism in Eukaryota, Metazoa, Chordata, Actinopteri, Perciformes, Percidae.
CCCAAAGGCUGUAUACCUGAGUAAGAUCUUUUAUUAAGGAUAAAGUUGUACGGUACUUGGUUUCUGUAGAGAAACUGGGUGGCGGUUAUAAUUUAUUCUCCUUUAAGUUUACCAUCACACCACCUCUCUCAUCCUUCCUCCCUUCCUCUCAUCUUCCCUUCCUUCCUUCCUUCCUCUCCUGCUCCUCUGCUUGGCCGCCUCUAUGUAUCGGCCCACAGCGGCGCACUGAGACGCGUCUAAUCCUCUUUUGAUGAACUUGGUUAAUAGACCUCCUGCAGUGGUCUUUUGGCUCUGUUCAUUAGGCAGCACACGACCCUAUCCACGCCCCUGGGAGCACGCACUGCGCGUUCUCGCGGCUCCCAUCUCCAUAAAUUCCCCCAUCAAAGUGAAGAAAAGUUGAACGUGUGUUACUUUGUUGGAAGUUCUCAGUGAACUGACCGUGUUUGGUCUUUUGGUACAAUUUUGUACAAGAAAAAAAAAAAGGGAAAGUGAUGGCACCGAGUAAAAGCCUCUUCAUCUCUGUGGAGCCAGAGGGAGGAGUCGGCCCCGAGGUUCCCGCGGCUCUCCACGCCGACAUCCAGGCUCUGCUACAACGGAGCCGCUCGCAGGAGCGCCCGGGGGCCGAGCGCGCCAGACGCGUCUGCGACCACCGGGACACUCCGUGCGCCAUCGUGGAGCUGCGGCUGGGGCCCGGCGGCGGGGGCGCGCUGCACUACCUCCAGCCGGACAAGUGCACUUUGGAGCGCGCGCAGAGACGGAGACGCCUCGCUGCCAACGCCCGGGAGAGGAGGAGGAUGCUGGGGCUCAACGUCGCCUUCGACCGGCUGCGGAGCGUCAUCCCCAACAUGGAAAGCGACAAGAAGCUCUCCAAAUCGGAGACGCUCCAAAUGGCGCAGAUUUACAUCGCCACCCUCAGCGAGCUGCUCCAGGAGGGAGCCUCGGUACCGAGCCGUGCGCCACGGCCCCCGGGGGCCGCUCAGCCCUCUCAGGGGACCACACAUGUGGCGGGGGAGCGAUCGGCUCCAGCCAGGGACUUUCACACCGGGAAGAGCAGCGCAGGCCCGGCGCGCUCAGAGGAGCUAUAACUAGGACGCGUGGGAGAGAACAAACGGGACAAAAUUACAUUUAAAAACUGAAUGAAUAUUUAAUAAAUGACUGUUUCCCACCAAAAGCCUGGUGGCCCACCGGGCCUAAGUCGCCUCGCCCCCCCCCACUAGGCUUAAGCCACUGGGAAUAUUUUUUUAAUGUAUUUUUAAGACGUUUUUUAAACUACAGUUCCAGUGGGGCGGCUUGGUUGGAAAGUCAUAUUUUCAAAUCUCCAGUUAGCUUUUAAGACUUAAUGUAGAGAAUCUGUCUUAUAGGUUGUUUUUUUUAAUUCUGAAUUUGGCGAUUCCGUCCCUGGUUCUGUUAUCACAGAAACUAUUGGGCUCUACAUUACCGCUGCCAUCAGGCUGGGACACGUGCCAGCGGGUUAAACAGGUUUUCUGGGGAAACUCAACUUUUUUCCACUUUCCUACAAUACUGCAUUACUGUAUAUUAUGUUUCCUGCAGUAAGAAAAAACAUUAAGGUCCAAGAUUUAUGCAAUUUGUCAUUAUUUUGAAGAAACAUGUAUUUUAGAUGUGGUCCUGAUGUCUAAAACUGCACGUGAUGUUCAGUGACAACAGAAAUUCAUGCUCUUUGUGCUGUUGGCAAGAAAUAUAUUAUUAUACAACUUCUUUUUUUCAUUAUGAGCUUGGUCAUCAUUUGUAGCAGUUUGUGUCUUAAAAAACCAAAAAAAUCUGCAGACAUGUUUUCCAAUAAUU